GUUGGAAUAAUCGAGCGUUUCUUCGAAACUGUUGACAGUUGUGCAUCUUGUGAUUUUUUUGUCAAUUAAUACGAAUUUUUGUAUGUGCAUGGAAGGAUAUCAGUAAAGUAGAAGAUGGCUACGAAAGCAGUGCGGGUCGUCUGCUACCUGCUGUUCAGACUACUACUGCCAUGUGUGCUACUUGUAGGAGCUGUGGUGCGUUUCAACGCCCUGUCCUUCCUGUACACAAUUUUCCUCUUGUUGGGUCCGCUCCUCCAGUCUCCCACUGCCAUCACCAUCAGAGGCGGUACUGGGUUGUACAUGAAGUUGGUGUUUAUAGUGGGUCUGUUGGCAGUCCUAGCACAUGCGGUAUUCCACAUCACCCUGUCUGCCAUUGCCAACCAUAAUAAGCCUUAUGGACAUAUGUUUCCAAACUGCUCUCAGUAUGAGAAGUUGGCACGACAGAUAGCCUUGGAAAGGUUGGAUACUGCACCAAUUAUAGACAUUGUCAGACUGGUUGCUCCAGAUGUUGCUGUAUUUUUGACUGGUUUAAUAGUGUACAUAAUUUGUGUAAAACUCUUACCAGCCGAGAAAAAACAGUCUGAACAAGAACUUCCCAUCAUCGUAAGAUCUCAACAAAAACGUAAAGUCAAUACUGUCGUAGAAUUUAUUGGGGAGUCAGUUUUAGUGUUACUUUUGGUGGCUAGUGGUGUUAUCGCUCCAAGUGUCUUAUCUUCUGUCUACUUCCUGUCGUUCCUCUUUUUGGCGACCAUAUGGGCACUGUACGGGCAUCUCGGGCGGAAGUUUCGUAUGUUCCGUGUGAUUCUGCUUGUCUACAGCGCGGCCCACAUUCUUGUGUUACACCUUUACCAGUUCCAGUUCUUCCAGGAGGCCAUACAUCCAGAUGACUUUAUUGCCAGGUUGGUUGGUCUAACAGCAGUUGUCUAUACUGACUGUUCCAAACCAUACACCAUCUUCUUUUACGAUGAUUCCAAGUGGCAGAACUUUGUCAACCCUGGAAUCUUGCUGGGACUCUAUUAUGUUCUUGCAUUUGAGGUCCGACAUGCUUGCCAUGCCAAGAAGGCAUUUCCAGUUGACGCGAAUGACUCAGCAUUUCUGGACGCAAAACGUCAACGUCGUCGGCGACAAACGAGUUCCGAGCGUCAGGUAGACGGAAAACUGGACAUGAGCCAAAAGGAGCACCUGGUUGAUGCAGAGGUAGCAGCUAACUACAGCAGCAUUGAACCAGUCGCUGAAGAGCGAGAGGGGUCACCAACGAUGUUGUCACAGGAUGAGGUAGAUGCACCCGGAAGUCCGACUGGUAGUACAAAGAAAUUAGCAGAAAGCAAGCGGUCCGCGUGGGUGUCCAUGUUUGUGUACAUCAUGAGGCAGAGCUAUGUGCUGUCUUUGAUUGCAAUGAUGGUAUGGAGUAUCUUAUACCACAGCUGGUUGACCUUUGUGCUGCUCCUGGCUGCCUGUAUCAUCUGGAUGUUCCCCAACUCUCGCCGUGUCUGCUACAUGCUCUCUCCCUUCAUACUCUUCUAUGGUAUUGGUCUGUUAUGCAUUCAGUUUGUGUUUGGGAUGGACCUCAAGCAUGAGUUACCCACAGAGAAGAACGGCAUCCGACUGCGGGACAUUGGACUUGUCACAUAUCCCCACCCCUGUAUACCCCUGGCUAUUCAGGUGGCGUUCACUCUGUGUUUCUGGCUUACCCUUCGUCAGUAUAUGCGAGAGCGAAGGAGCUCAGUGCUUGCCGAGGCCGACAAGUACCCCCUGGAGCCUGUUGUAACACCAACUACACCGACAUCACCAAAGUCUCUCUCAGAGAUGCUGCAGUUCCCUCAAGGCCUUGACUCCGUGGACGGGUAUGACAGCAGCACGAUGAUCUGGAUCGGUCAAUAUGUGUGGUGCAUGCUGUGCAAGUACUGGAUCUUCCUGUGUGCCACCAUGCUGCUGGUCAUCUCAUUACAGGAGGUGGUUGUCUACAGAAUCAUCUACAUGAUUCUCUUCCUCAUGUUCGUCAUUACCUUCCAGUAUGCGUACAGGUUUUGGCGGUUGACAAUGAAGCUAUUCUGGUGGGUAGUGAUCCUGUACAGUAUGGUUGUGCUUAUCAUACUGUAUACCUACCAGUUUGAGAACAUCGCCAAGGCCUGGAGGGACGUCACAAAACUGCCUAAUGAAACGUUGGCAGACAUAGGGCUGGAGCAAUUCAACACUGUAGGCUUGUUUGUUCGUCUGCUUACGCCGACCACUUUCCUCAUCCUGCUCAUUAUACAAGUCCACUACUUCCAUGUGCCCUUCCUUGCCAUCAGCGACCUUGACAGAUAUAAGGGGAUGCCUGUGGAGGGACCAACCACACCAACUGUGCCGACAUCCGACACCCAAACAACAAUCGACGAGGGAUCACUUGAUAUUAAGGAGAAGAAAUCAUUUGGUAAGCGUUUUGCCCGAGCUCUGAAGAAAGCUUGGGUGAAGGUGGGCGAUGUAUGGGAGGUCAUCACCUGGUUUCUAUGGCGACUGGCAGAGAUACACGUGUUCAAAAUUGUUGCCUUUGUGGUCAUCAUGGUCUGCACACAUGAGGUGUCAGCAGUGAGUGCAGUAUACGUGAUCCUACUGGCCGUGUUCCUGCCGAUGACGGGCUGCUGGUUCCUGUUUUCACACAUCUCUUUGCUGUGGACUGCCCUAGUUAUUCUCUCCAAGAUGAUAUACCAGCUUAACCUUGUGGAUAACACACCCUGGCUUACAAACUGCACUGGUAACAUAUCUCAGGAGGCCCCGUUCAACACAACCAUAAACAAUGCGGAGUGGGUUGGCAUGAAGAGAAUGGACUCUCUUGGACUAAACUUUGGUGCAUACAUAAAGAACUACCUUGGCAUUCUACUGAUCAUCAUAUUUGAGCGUGUUAUUGUGUACCAUCAAACACAGCUGUACAACAAACCAGGCGUACCCAAGCCCAAAACUGGCAUCAUCUUCAGCACAAUCAAGCGAGCCCAAGCAGAUGAGGGGACCAAUUCUUGCUUGAAAUAUUUCCUCAACUAUUUCUUCUACAAGUUUGGACUUGAGUUGUGUUACAUCGUGACGGCCAUCACAAUCUGCGUGCGUGUUGAUGCCUACUCCAUGCUGUAUGCCAUAUUCCUGGGCAUUCUCCUGCUCCUCAAUCGCCGUAAUAAUGCAAGGGUGUGGCCGGUGUACACGGUGAUACUGGUCAUACUAUUACCGGUCCAAUUCCUUCUGGCACUUGGUGUACCACUUGGGCUUUGCUAUACAUACGCAUGGGACAACAAACAUUGGCUGUUAGAGGAGGACAACCAGGUAACAGAGCUCGAACAGUGGCUGUUCCUUCCAGACUAUGAGGCCCCGCCAAACGCUUAUAAGCUUGUGGCUGACUUCUUCCAGCUGUUGCUAGUGUGUCUGCAGUGGCGCGUGUUCCGGAAGGAGCUCGCGAUGCGUGGAGAGAUGCAGGAUGGGGGGUCAAACGAGGAUAUACUCCCGGAAGUCGAGGCCAAGACUCCCAUACCAGUGAAGGAUUUCACUACUGAAGUCACUAAAAAAGGCAAGGUUGUACCAAGUUCAUACCUGGACAUCAUCAAGAACUUUGUGUUUGUGUACAUGUUCUGGGUGACACUAGCCAUCGUGUUCAUUGCGGGCACGUCCCGGAUCAACCUGUUUAGCAUGGGCUAUGUGAUCGCUGUCUUCUACUUCAUGUGGUUCGAACGAGAGUUCCUCAUAAAACCUCUGAGAAGGCUUGUUAGAGCUUGGAACCUCUUGCUGGGUCUUUGUUACUUCAUCAUUCUGCUGAAGGCCGCCCUCCAGCUGCCAGGGUGUGUGUACAUCAAGAUAAUAGAGGACAAGGCAUGCUGGCUGGUACAACUACUUGGCCUCACUUGCCUACGACCAGGCUACAAAGUACCUUUUGUGGCUAGCUGUACUGUGGCAGAGGACAACACCGGCUUAUCUUGGGAUGUUGUAUGUUUCACCUUCCUGCUGCUUCAGAAGAGAAUCUACACCAGCCACUACUUCAGACAUGUUGUCGCUGACUUUGAGGCACAGAACAGGCUCGCUUCCAGGGGCUGUCAGCUGAUCAACCGUAUCCUGAUGCGACAGGUGGCCAAACAGAUGGAAGAAGAGCGCCUGAUACUCAGCAAAAUCAAGCUCAAGAUGCAGUCACUCAAGAAGAAACAGGCCAGUCUUAAGAAGAGCUUUGUGGAACCCGACGAACAUUUUCAAGCUAUCCGGUCAGGAGACUACUACCUGUUUGAGGAUUCAGAGGAGGAGGAGGAGGAGCCUGAAGAUGAAGUGACCACCAUUACAUAUGGCCAAGGUAGAAGUGAGGAUGAAGAUGAAGAAGCAGGUGGACCCUCUCCCCUACAGUUGAUCACAACAGCUGUGACAUCAGGCACAGAUGAAGCAGUAAAGAAGGCAGAGGAAGAGGGAGGUGGGAGUAAACCCUCCAGUCCCAGGCCUGGUGCAAAGAAUCAAGGAUUAGAUGAACCGGGAACCAGUCGACAGAAAGUGGGUAGGGAAGCAGUGGAGGAGGAGGAGGAAGAGAAGGGUGGCGUCCUUGCAAAACUCAAGACCAUCUGCAGUUUCAUUCUGGCGUUCCUGGUAAGCUGUGCCAACUGGCUAACAGGUCUGUUCAACCGAAUCUCCCGAAACUACCGCCUUGUUGCUGACAAGAUGAAGGAUGACCAUAUUGCUGUCAAGAGACAAAUACAGUCUGAGGUUGGCCAUGUGGAGAUGAAGGAGACUGAACCCCGGAGUGAUGGAGAAGAUUUGAUGGAGGUGUCAGUACAGCCUGUUACCACGGACGUUGCACCACUGAAGAGCGAAAUCAGCCUGGCGGACAUUGACCUUGACCGGUUUGACGAGAAGCAGGAAGAGGAGCGACACAAGUCCUGUGUCUACAGGCUCCUGGUGGCCACUUACUUUGCACUAGUGGCAAGGACAGAGAUUAUGUGCUACUUUCUGAUGAUCCUUAACCAUAUCCUGUCCGCAAGCCUCCUGUCCCUGCCCCUCCCUAUGUUUGCCUUCCUCUGGGGCAUGUUGUCAGUCCCGAGGCCAACAAAGACAUUCUGGAUCACCGUCAUUACAUACACUGAGGCCGUUGUAGUGGUGAAGUACCUGUUCCAGUUUGGGUUUUUUACAUGGAACGACAAAGUUCCAGGUUCAGAUCCCUUCUGGCCCCCUAAGAUCCUUGGCAUUGAGCAGAAGGAUAACUUCUGGGUUAUGGACCUUAUACUGCUUCUUGUCCUCUUCCUGCAUAGGACCAUACUCAAGCGUUAUGGACUGUGGAAAGAUGAGGAGGAGCCAACCAUUGAGAGCAAGUCAUCUUCAACCUCGUCCAUUGAGGCUACCAAAGAAGAAAUAGCCAAGAUGGAGGCUAUCCGUGAUGAAGAGCGUCAUGAUAGUCGUACCUCCAGCCUUCAGGUGCAACCAUCAAUUCUUCGCGCCCCAUCAAGCUCUUCUAGCAUUGAAGAGGGAGUUGAUGAGCCGAAAGCUGAGGAAAAAGAUUCUGCGUUUAAGGCAGUAUUCCGGCCGUUCAUCAACUUCUACAAGCAGCUUACAUGUCCAGACUACAAUGCCACCACAGACGUGUACGCCUCCAUGUUUGCCUGUGACUUCAUCAACUUUCUCAUUGUUGUAUUCGGUUACCAGGCUUUUGGACCAUCUCAAUCAGCUGGUGGAGAUGUCACUUCCUAUAUAUCUGAGGACAGGGUCCCAGUUCCAUUCCUGAUUAUGUUGCUAGCCCAGUUCGUCCUGAUCAUUAUUGACCGGGCCCUUUACCUGCGGAAGAAUGUGCUUGGCAAAUUCAUCUUCCAGAUUUUGCUGGUCGUUCUUCUCCACAUCUGGAUGUUCUUUAUUAUUCCUUACUGGACUGGCAAGCCAUUCACAAGUAACAAGCCCGCGGCCCUGUGGUACUUCAUCAAAUGUGUGUACUUCUACCUGUCUGCCUACCAGAUCAAGUCUGCCUACCCCACUCGAAUCCUUGGCAACUUCCUCACCAAGAAGUACAACUAUGUCAAUCUCUUUUUGUUCAAAGGGUUUCUGGCAAUUCCAUUCCUGCUGGAGUUACGUACCCUGAUGGACUGGAUCUGGACAAACACGACAAUGGCGAUCGGCAGCUGGCUUCAGAUGGAGGACAUCUACGCAAACAUCUAUGUACUCAAGUGUCAGAGGGUCAUUGAAAAGAACCACCCUACCCCCCGUGCCCAGCCCAAGGCAGCAGUUAUCAAGUAUGGGGUGGGAGGUCUACUCCUCUUCGUGGUCAUUUUUAUCAUCUGGUUCCCUCUGGUCAUUUUCUCGUUUGCCAACACAGUGUACAUUGCCAAUCCACCAAAGGAGUGUACAGUAUCUGUCUCCAUUGCCGGAUAUCAGCCCCUGUUUGAGAUUAUGGGACAGCAACAAAAUAUUCAACAGUACAAUGAGGGCCAGUAUCUGAGCCUGAAGAAUGACUACGACAAGGAUGUGUCAGCAACCAUGUUCCUUAACAACUACAAGCCGGAGGACAUUUCCUUGAUUCAACUGGAUGGUAAAUCCACGUCAGUGUGGACCAUUAGCCCGCCAAGUUUUUCGCGCCUUAUUAAAGACUUACAGAACGACUCUACACCCAUAACUAUGGAUUUUAUUGUCUCAUUUACAAGGGCACCCCAUGACCAGGCUGGGGAGACACUAAACCAGCAGUAUCGGAAGUCUCUAAGCAAGACAGAGAAGCUGAAUACAGCCGCAAUGCUGGUCGGAAAUACGUCAGCCCCUGUGGAGAUAGCGAACGUUUAUCCUGAGGAUAUAAGACUGGGGUCCAAGCAAGCAAUGGCUGCAACAGCCAUACUUGGACCGUCGACAACAUCGUACACAAAUAUAAGGAUUCUGCUGAACAGUACAAAUGGGACGGAGUCUAACGCCUCCUGGUGGGAGAUCACUGUGGAUAAGAAUACUAAUAACUACAUUAAUUUCCUAACAUUCAACGAUAGAGUUGCCCCAGCCGGAUUCUCCCUAAUCACAGGAUAUGGCAUCAUCGGCCUGUACGUUACGUUCAUCCUGCUGAUUGGCCGAAUGCUGCGACUCUCGACAACAGGAAUGGCGGCCACAAUAUCAUUCCGUGAGCUUCCCAACGUAGACAACAUCCUUCGACUGUGUCUUGACCUCUACUUGGUUCGCGAGAUGAACGAGUGGCGCCUGGAGGAGGACAUGUACGCCAAGUUGCUGUUCGUGUACAGAUCUGCAGAAACCAGAGUCAAGUGGACCCGGCUUCGGAAUUCGCAGAUUAUAGAAAUGAAGAAAAAUAUGUAGACUUUCAUGUAGAAUAACAAAUAUUGUAGAGAAUGUAUUCAUAAAGACAUUUAUGAUUUACAAAGUCGCAGUUGGUAGAAAAACUCGAACGUUUUUCUAUUUAAAUAAUUAGGCAGAUUUUAAAAUCAAGGAUGUUCAAUGGUUAUAAAAGAUGUUUACAUACAAACGUGUUUGUAUAGUUUUGUAAAUCAAAUUUGAUUUAAAGCGUGUACAAUGAUAAGUGUCAUAAGUGUUAAACUACCAUAUUGAUAUAGUAUACCAGACAUUUUCUUGUUUUUAAAACAGCACUUUUAAUUAUUUGCUGGAUAUGUAAUGAGAACAUUUGCAUUAUUCUUUAUGCUGUUUUUUCCUGUUUGCAAAUGGCAUGUUUUUUUGUAUGCUUUUUCAUAAUUGGCACGUUUUUUGUGCUUGUUAGGAAUCUCACCCCAAACUUAGUAGUGUCAUAAAAUCAUGAUUCUUCAUUGUAAAUAUGUACCGAAUAUAAUUAUAUUCUCAGUAAUUUGUAUAGUGGUACUUAUUGUACAUUAUUGUGUACAUUUUGUAUGUUAACAUUGUCUUGUAAUUAGUGACAAUUACUUUAGUUAUCAUUAAAUUACAUUCAACAAAACUCAUAUAGAAAGACAUUCUUGCCAUUUAGAGAAAUAAGCGAUAUAAUUGUAAAUGUUGUGAUUUGAAAUAUAUAUAUACUCUGUAGAUUUUAUAGGUUGAUUGCAGUUUAAAUUCGGUUGUAUAACUUUUUGAGAAACACCCUACCAUUGUCCGUAUAAUUUCAAAUGUUUUAUUAGUGUUACUGUAGUCUUAAUCGUGGUCAGAUUAUUUUAGAACAUUAUAUUUUAUGAAUUAUGUUACCAACUGUUUCACUGUUUGCAACAAACGUCUUCACAGUUCCUUCAAAUACCAUUCAAAAGUUUUUGCAGUGCUAUAAAGGUGCUCCAUUUUAUGAAAUAAUUUAUUUUUAGAUAGUGAUGAUAGUGAUGAUAACGUGCAUAUAUUUUUUUUCAUUUUAUUUUUUUAACAAGUUUUUCAAAGAAUAGAAGUCAAGGUAUUUGUUAAAGACUUUCUGGCGUUUUCAAUGGUGUAAUUCUUGUGGGCGUUUAUCAACUGA
Molecule: messenger RNA, 8371 nt
Organism: Mya arenaria
Lineage: Eukaryota; Metazoa; Mollusca; Bivalvia; Myida; Myidae
Product: piezo-type mechanosensitive ion channel component 1-like
Exons: 51
Coding region: 115-7266 (2383 amino acids)
Source: RefSeq, a predicted model, not a curated record